Gossypium raimondii (Peruvian cotton) is the source of this 1636-nucleotide messenger RNA. RefSeq names its product ankyrin repeat-containing protein BDA1. The record is from RefSeq and is a predicted model, not a curated record. The transcript is spliced from 2 exons. The coding region runs from base 54 to 1541 and encodes 495 amino acids. NCBI's taxonomy places the organism in Eukaryota, Viridiplantae, Streptophyta, Magnoliopsida, Malvales, Malvaceae. Gene Ontology annotation, molecular function: protein binding.
GUGGGCUUCAGCUCUUUCAAAUUUUCUUUUGUCAAUUCAUUCUUCCGCCUGAUAUGGAUGAAAGGUUGAGAACAGCAGCUCAUACAGGAAAUGUUAGUGAUCUAUACAGUUUAAUCCAAAGAGAUGGAAAUGUUUUGAGGCACUUUGAUGAGGUGGAGUUUGUCGAAACUCCCUUACACAUUGCUGCAGAAGAAGGAUGCAUUAGGUUUGCAAUGGAAAUGAUGAGCUUGAAGCCAUCAUUUGCUAGCAAGCUAAACCAACAAGGCUUGACCCCACUUCACCUUGCAGUUACAAAAGGGCAUACAAGUAUGGUUCUACGUUUAAUGGAAAUUGAUAAAGAUCUAGUUCGUGUCAAAGGAAAGAAUGGUAAGACACCUUUGCACAUCAUAACUGAAGUUGGGAACCAUAAUGGUCUGUUGGAGAGAUUUCUAGAGAUUUGUCCUCAAUCGAUUCGAGACGUUACAAUUGAGAAUCGUAAUGCUUUGCACAUUGCCGUGGAAAACGACAGACUGGAUGUUCUUCGAGUCCUACUUCCAACACUUAGGAAGACAGACUACUAUCGUGAAGUGGUGAACCAAAAAGAUGAAGAUGGGAACACUGCACUGCACUUAGCUGCUUUUCAUAAUCAACCCGAGAUGCUUAAACUAUUAUUGAACUGCAACGCCGAUAAGCACGCUACCAAUCAAGCUGGUUUGAUGGCAUUGGAUAUUGCAGACCAGAAUCAUAAUGAAGACAGUAUUACUGUUCUACGUGGUUGCUUUAUUCCAGGAGUUUCAAACUUUAAACAUAAGUUGGAGAAACAAGUGAGAAAAGCAUCAUCUCUAAUCUCUCACGAGAUAGAUAAUAUAUCAGGCGAGGACCGCAAUGCCUUACUAGUAAUUUUAGGGUUGCUUCUAACUGCAACCUUCCAAGCUAGUCUUAGCCCACCUGGUGGUGUUUGGCAGGGAGAUAACACUUCAAAGUCCAAAGGGUCAUAUGAUGAGAAUGCGUUGGGUAGAUCAAUCUUAGAUGAAUUUAGUUUUCUUUUUUUCUAUAUUCCAACUUAUCUUGUCUUCAUCGUAACCUUUUUCUUAACAUUAGCCUUGCUUAAACCUUAUCCCCAUUGUUUCAGAACAGCACUUCAAGUCUUACUUGCUUUCUUCGCAAUAUGCUUCGACCUAUCAGUAAGGUUCAUAGCGCCAACUGACUUCACAACUAGAGUUAUGGCUGUAUUUUCGGUUUUGUUUUUUGUUUUAACGGUGCUCAUGGUUUUCACUUCUCGGGUGUCGAAACUUAGUGUUGCAAUUCUGGGAUGUUGGCUAUCCCCUUCAUCUGUGUUGACAUAUGAUGAUAUAGAUCCAGUUUUACCACAUGUAAUUCAGGGAGUUUGGUUAUUCUUUUUCCUAUAUGAUGAAUUCUGGAAAGGAACUAUUCUAGUUGUAGCAUACUGUUUAGCCUUCAGCAUGAUCAGGGAUUUAACGAUUUUCCUGGUCUUUGGAUGCUGGUUAUCCCUUUGUCUAUGUAGAUUCUGUCUAAACCGGUUUCUUAUUCAUAAAGUGUAGCUAUCUUUGUACCAAAGAGAAUAAUCAAAACAAUGUUCAUCUAAAUCCCUUUUUGUCUCCUUUGAUUCAUCAAUGUUAUUUUGAUCAAAUUUUAA